AUGUCCUCCUCGUUACCACCCGACCCGUACAAGAUUUUAGGCGUCUCCAAAGAUGCACAGCUCCCCGAGAUCCGAAGCGCCCACAGGAAGCUUGUCCUCAAGUGUCACCCCGACAAGGUCCAGGACCCAACGCUCAAGGCCCAAAAGCAGGACGAGUUUCAAAAGGUCCAGCAGGCUUACGAGCUGCUGAGCAACGAGAACGACCGAGCCAAGUACGAUGACAACGUCAAGCUCGCUGAGCUCCGCAAGGAGAUGGCCAAGGGCAUGGCCGCCAACACCUCCGCUCCCCGCGCCCCCAGGACCUACGACGUACGCACCGCCGAGCCCCGCCCCGACACCUUCAAGACGACGUCCUACCGCUCGUCUCCCAACACCAAGAUGUACUCCCAAUACAACUCACGGUCGUGGGACGAGGAUCUCCACAGCCGAUCAAAUUCAAAUUCCAUUUUCGAGGAGCCCCGCGCCCGCCGGGCCACCAGCUACGAGAAGCCGUCUCGACAAGACGACGACCUCCUCCGGGAACGCAGACGCAGAGAAGAGAAAGAACGGGAACGCGAGGAGCUAGCGCGUGCUGCCGCCGCCCGCGAUAGAGAACGUCUCGAAAGAGAGAGGGAACGAAUGGCGGAGAAGAAGGUCGCCGAAAAGGCCGCUAAACGGGCCGCGGAAGAAAAGGAGGCCCGACGGCAGGAACGUAAGCGUAUGGAAAAGGCUGAAAAGGAGCGCGAGAAGUCGCGGAGACACAAGCCCAUCUACAGCGAGCCUUUCGACGACGACGCAACGUAUGUCGCCAAGGCCGACAAGAAGAAGUCAAGCAGCACCAAGGAGAAGAAGGAGGACAAGCGGUCCCGUUCCGUUCCGCGAGACGUUGUUCCGCCCCGGGAAGAGUUGCCUGUGCCGCCCGUGCCGCCCAUGCCGCUUGCUCAGACCGAUAUCCAGCACAAGUACGCCGAGACCAUGAUCUACGCCGCCAAAUACAUGGACGAGUCCCGCAAGUCCGUUCACCCAGGUAUAACACGCUCGCAGACGUACGACGUCCGGCCUCCUGUUCCUACCCCGCCGCCAGCCGGCCCAUCCUUCGCCGCCCCCCCUCCUCCUCCUAUCCCCCAGGAAGAAGACACAACUCGCAGGUCAAAGUCGAGGCGCUCCUCAGAGACCAAGACGCGCGACAAGUCGAGCCACAAGAAAUCGUCGCCGACCAAGGAGGCGCCCCUGCCGCCGCCGCCCAAUGUCGUGGACGCCUCGCCCAGUAGCCGCCACAUGGCUCAUUUCGCUCCGACGACGGCGUAUCCCGCAUCCACCUCGCCGCCAAAGUACCUCAGCCGGUCGGCUACCUUGAACGAGAGCUCAUUCAGCCGUCCGCUCCCCGGCCCCAUCAGAUCACAGACUUUCUCGCAUGUGCCUGCCGAUACUGAUCUGCGGGGUCGCGGUCGUUCGAGAAUGCAGCCGCAGGCUGUGAGCGAAGAUUCGGAAUCCGAAGAUGACCACCACCGCCGCCACAGGAGUAGCCGUCAUAAGACUCACUCUCCUGACCCGAUGCCGGCGGAACACGGCCAGAGGACUCGGUACACAGUUAGCGCCGGCCGCGCAGUCGCAGUUCCUCCUGAAAGUGCGUACGCAGCGAUGUACCACGAUGAGUCCACCCCUCCCUCGAGGAAGCACAGCAAGAAUACCUACUACGAACGCCCUCCUAUGCCAUCUAGGGAACCAAGCUACUCGAGCUCUACGUACUUUCCCAAGGUCAAGACGGCAAGAUACGAUGACGUGCAGUACAGCAAUAUCCCGCAUCGGUACCGUGAGGAGUACACUGCUUAUGCUUAG
Colletotrichum graminicola M1.001 is the source of this 1818-nucleotide messenger RNA. Its product is annotated as DnaJ domain-containing protein. The transcript has a single exon. Bases 1 to 1818 code for a protein of 605 amino acids. The record is from RefSeq and is a predicted model, not a curated record. Gene Ontology annotation, cellular component: cytoplasm. Gene Ontology annotation, biological process: protein refolding. NCBI's taxonomy places the organism in Eukaryota, Fungi, Ascomycota, Sordariomycetes, Glomerellales, Glomerellaceae.